GGGCAGGGUUGCCAAGGUGCCUGCCACACACACACACCCGGGCAGAGCCGGGCAAGGAAGGACAGUCCAGGCGUCUCUGGCGGUAUCCUGUCCUGCUACUACUCAGCAGACUUUUUGGGAAAGAUGGCAUCUUCUCCUCCGGUGCCCAGCUCGGUCCAAGACCAGCCUGGGACCCAACGGGGGUCCCCUCAAACUGAAAUCCAAAGCCUGCUAAAAGCCGGAAUAACCCUCUUCCAUGAUAACCAAGACCCCCGAGCUCUGGCAGCAUUCAAGAAAGCGUUCCUGCUCUCAAGUCGCCUUCCAGAGCCCCACGUGCAGGCCAAAUGCCUCUUCAACCUGGGGGCCGCAUACAUCGCCUCCGGCAAACCCAAGAAAGGCCUCAAAUGCACCUGGAAGGCCAGGAAGAUGGGAGCCAUGGAGGAAGACGGAGACUUCUCCUUCAACAUUGCGGCAGCGUACGAUAACUUGCGAGAAUACGCCAAAGCCGCCAAGUUUUACGAGAAGGCUGUUUGUGAAUACGAGACCCGGAAGACCCCAAACGUUGCCGAUGCCCUGGUCAAGCUCGCUUACUGCUUGGCCAGCACCGGUGACUCUGCCUCAGCCGCUGAGUCCUUCCGCCUUGCCGGCUGGGCUUACCAAGAGGUGCAGCAGCCAGAAGACGCAGCCAUGGCCAUGCGGGAGGCAGCAAAUUACUUCCUGCGGAGCCCGAAGUACCACCCAGAAGACGUGCUCCAGGCCUUGCACGCGUGCAGCCAGCUGUGCGCAGGCAUCGCCGACCUGGAAUUGCUUGGCAAACUGCACAACCACCUGGGGCUGCACUAUGCCGAACUGAAGCACUUUGGCCAAGCGAAGGUGCAUUUCGCCAAAGCCUUGAGACUCUGCCGUGGGGAGAACUUUGCGAUCCGCAAGAGGGCAGUCCUGCUGCAAAACCUGGGAGCCGUCCACAACGCCACGGAGGAGUUCCAGUGGGCACUCAAGUACCACCGCGAGGCAGCCGACGCCUACCGUGCGCUGGGAGAGACGGCAAGCCAGGCCCAGUGCCUCUACAACCUGGCCAAUGCUUACAGCCAGUUGGGGGACUACCACGACGCCCGGCUUCACUAUCAGCAGGCACUGAAGGCCUUUGGGGAGGCAGGUGACCUGUAUGGUGAGGCACAGGGCUGCGAAGGAUUGGGGACCGUCCAUCUCUGCCUGGGCGACUCAGAUCAGGCCACCGGGUAUUACAAACAAGCCCUGACUCUGUUUGGAAAGUCAAAGGAAGCAUCUGACAUCCCCCGAGAGCGAAUCCUGCAGAAAUUGGCUGACGCGGCUAACUAUGGAGAGGCUGCGCAGGGCCGCCGUUCCCCCACUGGUCGUAUUGUUGACUCCGGAGCAGCAGAUGAAGCCGGGUCGCUACAACAGCGGUUUGUGUGCUGCAAGAGACCCAACCAGAUGCCUCCAGAGACAACCUGCAGGGAUCUCUUUGCAGCCAAAAGAAGAAAUCCGGAGGGAGAGCAGCAGUCCUGAGCUCGGAGGCUGGAUCCUGAGGCCUGCCCAGGCUGGGCCCAGAAGAACCACAGCAAAGCCAGAGGCGGCUGCCCCUCUUGGCACCAUCCUCCCUCGCCCUGCACGCUUUGCAUGCGCUACACAUCAGCCCUGUGAGGCGGGCAGGUCAAAGGCGCCACAGGCCCUUCUGCCAUGGCUCAGGCCAAGCUCCGGUUUGGCAGAGGCCACCACAUCUGCCGCUGGGCUUGUCUUCCAAGGCUCCGGAUGACGGCCCGGCUGCACAGGCGUCGGCUUUUUAAUUCAAAGGCUGGCCUGAGAAAGCAGCAGCUGGACUCCCCUGGCCGGGG
Molecule: messenger RNA, 1832 nt
Organism: Sphaerodactylus townsendi
Lineage: Eukaryota; Metazoa; Chordata; Lepidosauria; Squamata; Sphaerodactylidae
Product: tetratricopeptide repeat protein 24-like
Exons: 7
Coding region: 124-1506 (460 amino acids)
Molecular function (GO): protein binding
Source: RefSeq, a predicted model, not a curated record